Molecule: messenger RNA, 1437 nt
Organism: Cynara cardunculus var. scolymus (artichoke)
Lineage: Eukaryota; Viridiplantae; Streptophyta; Magnoliopsida; Asterales; Asteraceae
Product: transmembrane protein 45A
Exons: 3
Coding region: 430-1272 (280 amino acids)
Source: RefSeq, a predicted model, not a curated record
CAUUUCUCUUUUUGUCGGUUUUCCUUUUUUGCACAGAAGGCUAUCAUCCCGAUCCCACCUCCUUCCUCCAUAAUCAUUUUUCUUUCAUACCCAUCUUCGCAAUCUUGAUUUGAGUAAAGCUUUUUGGAUCGUAAUCAUAAUCAUAAACAAGUAUCAAUCACACUUUCGAUAUUACCCAUGUGAAUUGAUUAAAUGGGCUGAAAGUCUUGAAAGAAACAAGGUUGAUAGCUAUCUUUGGUUUGGGUAUUUCAAGAUUCCUAAAAUUGGUUGAGAGAAGGGUGAAAUAAUUUCAUCUUGCAAUCUGUUUCUUCGAUUAUCAAAGAACCCAUCUCAAAUCCCUGCUCUUUUUUGCAAUUCUUGAAGAAAAUUCUUGAGGGCGAAAAGUUGAAAAGCUUAGGGUACAGAAUUAGUGUUGAGAGAUACAGAGAAAUGGGAUCUUUUGCUGGACAUGUGGUUCCAGGGACACUGUUUCUUGUGGUUGGUGUAUGGCAUAUAUGGUGCACAGUGGUCCGUUAUGCAGCAGACCCGAAAUCAUUUCGAGUUAGAGUUUGGAAUCCUGUUCCAGGUUUCAAUGGGAAAUUGAAGUACUUGGAGCUUUAUGUUAUAGCAGUUGGAGCUUUUAUUGAUAUGUGUAUAGAGCUUUUAUAUUCGACCCACCUUAAGUUCUUUGUUAAUGGUGUCUUGAACCCACAUCAUAUGAAUGAUUUUGAGCACGGUGGAAUGCUUCUGAUGUUCUUUGUCUUCAGUAUCAUUGCUUUGCUCUCUGAAAAGACCAGCUUCCUUCCGUUACCAGAAGGCGCUCUGUGCUUAAUAUCAGCCACAGCAUUCUGUGCAGAAUACCUCUUAUUCUUCUUUCAUUCAACGACACACAAAGGUCUAGAGGGACACUACCAUCUCCUCCUUGUUCUACUCGUAUCCCUAUGCAUAUUGUCGAUUGUUUGUGGGGCCAUCGUGCCCACAAGCCUCCCUGCUGAUCUGUGCAGCGGCAUUGCUAUAACCCUUCAAGGCCUGUGGUUUUAUCAAACGGCAUUUUCGCUCUAUGGGCCCAUGAUGCCAACUGGGUGUAAGCUCAACUUGAAUGAAAUCACGUGUUCCUCUCAUGAUCACGAGGUUCGCGGGCAGUUGCUGGCUAACUUGCAGAUAUUUGGGCUUGUUUUCUUGGUUCUUGCUGGUGUGGCGGGAUCAUACAUUUUAGCGGAUAAAAGGUCUGGGAAGGGUGAGUUCAGAAUGCUGCAUAUGACACCUGAUGAUGGAUUUCAUGAGCAAUUAUAAUUGUGUUGAAGUUUCAACUUUUUUGAUGUAGUAGCAGAUUAUCUGCAUAAGAUCAGGUGUAGAUUUGACACUCUCAAUUUGUACUUUUCCAUCUACUUUUUUUUCUGAUAUAUAUUUUUUUUAUUAAAUUGAAUUGGUACUGCAUUUGGUUGGAUGGAGUUUGAA